Molecule: messenger RNA, 1658 nt
Organism: Gadus morhua (Atlantic cod)
Lineage: Eukaryota; Metazoa; Chordata; Actinopteri; Gadiformes; Gadidae
Gene: ube2j1
Product: ubiquitin-conjugating enzyme E2, J1
Exons: 8
Coding region: 289-1242 (317 amino acids)
Source: RefSeq, a predicted model, not a curated record
CUUCACUUCCUGUUUACGUUUUACAUGUGACGUCACCCAUAUGUAUCGUAGCUCUCAGGCGGACCAUCAGAGGAACUUGAGACUAAACUCCAGGUCAGAGACCCCGGACGGCGGCAGCAGGCGAUCCCCAUCCCCACGGUCAGACCGACGGCCCCCCACGGUCAGACCGACGGCUGGUGGUUCUCCCGCGGACCUUUAAACCCACCGGCGGCUCAGUGACGCUCACAGUGCUUAGCUCGUUAGCUAGCUCCGACUAGUGCUUAACUAGCAGCUGGGACGUCGCUGACCAUGGAGAACCAGUACAACCUCAAGAGUCCAGCGGUGAAGCGGUUGAUGAAGGAGGCUGCAGAGCUCUGUGACCCCACGGAGCACUACCACGCCCAACCGCUGGAGGACAACCUGUUUGAGUGGCACUUCUCGGUGCGUGGCCCCCCCGACUCGGACUUCGACGGCGGGGUCUACCACGGCCGGAUCGUCCUGCCCCCGGAGUACCCCAUGAAGCCCCCCAGCAUCAUCCUGCUGACCCCCAAUGGGAGGUUCGAGGUGGGGAAGAAGAUCUGCCUGAGCAUCUCCGGCCACCACCCAGAGACCUGGCAGCCGUCCUGGAGCAUCCGGACGGCCCUCAUCGCCAUCAUCGGCUUCAUGCCCACCAAGGGGGAGGGCGCCAUCGGGUCCCUGGACUACACCCCAGAGGAGCGUCGAAGCCUGGCCAAAAAGUCUCAGGACUUCCGCUGCGAGGCGUGUGAGUGCUCCAUGCGCACGGCGCUGCUGCCCCCCUCCCCCGACAGAGACCCCCGCCCAGAGGACAGCGAGGCCCAGGAGCUGGCCCAGCAGAUCAGCUUCAAGGCUGACUCCAGACAGGCCAGUGAGAGUGGGGGGGCCACCAGCGACCCCCCCGCCCCCGGCCCAGCAGAGGGCUCCUCCCCCGGGGAGCGGGACAGCUCUGAGGACCCCCUUGAGGACCACGAGGACCAGGUGGAGGGCUCCUCCCCCUCUCCCCCCCCCCCUGCGGGCCGGCCCCUCAGCCCCCGUCAGCGCCGCGCCCACCAGGCCCGCCAGCGAAGGGAGCCCCCGCCCCCCCCCCACCCCGAGGCGGCCCGCCGGACCCUGGCGGGGGCAGGGCCUGAGGGGCGGGGCCAGGCGGGCACGGCGGUCCUCAUUCUGGUCCUCACGCUGGCUCUCGCCGCCCUCAUCUUCCGCCGCCUCUACCAGCAGGAGUACAAGCUGGACUACCAGCUGUGACACCCCCCCCCCCCCCCCACGGGUCAUGGGACCCCCCCCACCCCUCCAGGGUCAUGUGCCCCCCCCCCCCAUCCCAGGUCAUGGGACCCCCAACCUCCCCCCUCUCCCAGGUCAUGUGACCCCCCCCACCCAGGUCAUGUGACCGCCCCCCCCGUACCGCCCACCCAGGUCAUGUGACCCCCCCCCCAGGUCAUGUGACCCCCCUUGACUGAACCUGGUGUAGUAAUACGGAGGGUGGGGGUAUGGAGAGUGGAGCGCUACUGGGAGCCUACGGGGGGGGGGGCUCCCCUCAUUCCUUAGAGAGGGGGGGUCCUGGGGGGACAACGUCCUCUCUCUCUCUCUCUCUCUCUCUCUCUCUCUCAUAUUAAAGGUCUUAUAACAUGUAAAGUGAGUGAUGAAUAAAAAGUGGAUUUUAA